Messenger RNA from Solenopsis invicta (red fire ant), 6703 nucleotides. It is a transcript of the gene kat80, whose product is annotated as katanin p80 WD40 repeat-containing subunit B1. Gene Ontology annotation, molecular function: microtubule binding. The transcript has 15 exons. Gene Ontology annotation, cellular component: katanin complex. The record is from RefSeq and is a predicted model, not a curated record. Gene Ontology annotation, biological process: microtubule depolymerization; microtubule severing. Bases 357 to 2975 code for a protein of 872 amino acids. Lineage: Eukaryota; Metazoa; Arthropoda; Insecta; Hymenoptera; Formicidae.
GAGGUGGCACUGGCAGUUUCUCGAGUGAGAGAGAGGCGAUCGUUUUUCGCGGCUCUCACAAUAACAGCGUCGCGUUUCAUUUUCCACGUUCUCCCCGGCGGGAGAACGGCGACGCGACGUAACGCCACGCGACGACGGCGACGACGACGACACGCGCCGCGGUGCCCGGUCGCGGAAGAAAGAGAGACUCGCGCGUGAGAAGAGAAGAGGCUGUUGCUGUUGCUGUUGCUGUUGGCAUAAACAUGUUACGUUCGCGCGGCGGCGGCAACGGCAGCGAGAGGAGAACGUACGUCGUGCGCCAACCGGGACCACGGACCGCCGUCGCUGCCAAAUAAGUCCGCGCGCGCGGCACGAACAUGGCCUCGUCUACGAGGAGGUCCUGGAAGCUCCAGGAAUUUGCCGCCCAUACGCCAAACGUCAAUUGCUUGGCGUUGGGCCACAAGUCGGGUCGUGUCCUGGUCACUGGCGGUGAUGAUAAAAAGGUGAACCUAUGGGCCGUUGGCAAGCAGAAUUGUAUUAUGAGCCUGAGUGGCCACACUACUCCCAUAGAAUGCGUACGCUUCGGUCAAACGGAAGACCUUGUAUGCGCCGGUUCGCAGACGGGCGCGCUGAAAAUUUGGGACCUGGAGCAUGCCAAACUAGCGCGCACGUUGACAGGACACAAAUCCGGGAUACGUUGUAUGGACUUCCAUCCUUAUGGGGAGCUGCUGGCAUCUGGUAGUUUGGACACGGCGAUCAAAUUAUGGGAUAUCCGUAGAAAGGGCUGCAUUUUUACAUACAAAGGGCAUAACAAGACUGUAAAUAGCUUAAAGUUUAGUCCUGAUGGACAGUGGAUUGCCAGUGCUGGUGAGGAGGGAAUGGUCAAGCUGUGGGACCUAAAGGCUGGUAGACAACUAAGGGAAUUUUCAGAACACAGAGGGCCGGCAACGACCGUCGAGUUCCAUCCGCACGAAUUCUUAUUAGCCAGCGGUAGCGCGGACCGAACGGUCCAUUUCUGGGACUUGGAGUCGUUUCAGCUCGUAUCUUCCACGGAACAAAGUCAUUCUUCGGCCAUCCGGUGCCUGUACUUUAGUCAAGGCGGAGAAUGCUUAUUUGCCGGUAGCCACGACGUUUUAAAGGUUUAUGGCUGGGAACCGGGCAGGACCCUGGAUACGAUACCGACCGGUUGGGGAAAAGUCCAGGAUAUAGCCGUAGCUCAAAAUCAAUUGAUCGGCGCGAGUCUUCAUACCGCGAAUGUCCUCCUGUACGUGUGCGAUUUGAAAAAAAUUGCUCCGCUGGGAGGAAUAUCUGCUGUGAGUUCGCCGUUUAGUCACGGAAAUUCCCUGAGAAAGAGCUUCUCCAGGGAACGACCAAUCGGGUUGAAAAAACAUACAUUGGAUGUACGAACGAUAGAGGAGGCGGACAAAUCCGGCACUGAUCCGGAGGAUGAGGCCACCUACGCGGUUAUACCCAACGUAACCGAUUACAGGGACAUAUUUCAACCGAGCAGGGCGUUGUCUCGCACACCACCUCCCGAACCUCCUGAGGCUUUCCAGGAGCCUCACGAUGUAGAUCCAGCGCAGCCACAAAUACUGCAAAAUCUCUCUACCUCAGUGUCGAACCUGAACACGAUGGAGCGCGAGGAGGUGCCAUCGUUGCCAUCUCCCUCUUCGCCGUCCCCGCCGUCAGUGCCCGCGGUGUCUCUGACGAAGCCAGUGCCGGUACGCGUUCAGCCAAUUAAGUCCUCACCACCGGUGCAGAGAAACUCAAUCACGUCGACGAGUCAGAUCAGGGCGAAUCUGCAAGCGAACAACGGGCUGAAUCAACGAGGGUCCAAGAAUUUUGCGUCGAUACCGCCGUUGCGGCAAAACAUUACGCCGUUUCCGGGGAAGAGGGUGGUAGCCACUAAUGAACAUACGGCGCCGGCGCCACCCUUAGGACCACAAAGGUCGAAUUCGACUCUAACACCGCGUGUCGCACCGAUGGCCGCGGUGAUCCCCGUGAUGGACGACGGCAAGCUGAAGAACAGAGUACCCAGCCCGGAUUCCCCGAAGCACUACCUAAAGAGGCAGAGCAGCAGGGACGGCGAACAAGGAUACGAAAGCGACUACCCUGUACAAAUUAAUAUAAAACACAGUCCUUCGGAUCCUGCGCUGAAUAGGCCGAAUACGGCGCAGUCGAGGUCGACAUCGCUCAAUCGAAAUUUCGCUACCCCAACCGCAUUGUCGGCGCGCAACGCUUCCACGACCACGAGGAAACUACCUAAUAAAGCUCAGAUUUCACCGAAUCCCAAGGUCGACAUACGCGUCGCGCAGAUAAGGACCAACGUCGAGGAUGCGGAGAAAGAGGAAUUGGUACCUAUGAGCGCCGAUAAGCCUUAUGGCUUGGACGUGGAAAAUUUCUUACCGCACAGUUAUACCGGUUCCACGGCUCUGGGUUAUCCCCAGAUGGGCGUGCUGACGGAAAUGUCGGAAGCCGAGGUGUUGAACAGUAUGAUGCGCAGCCAUGACUCGAUGAUGGCGGUACUUAAAAGUCGGCAUCGCUCAUUACAGAUAAUAUAUUCCCUCUGGCACAAUAAGGAUAUGAAGGCUGCGGUGGAAUCUGCAGUCGCGAUGAACGACUUGGCGGUCAUCGUGGAUCUUCUGGGUAUUCUCAUAUUAAAACCCAGAACGAUGUGGAACUUGGACCUGUGCAAUUCCUUAUUGGGUCCUAUUAGCGAUCUCUUUCAGAGUAAAUACGAAAUGUAUAUAACGGUAGCUUGCUCGGCACUGAGACUUAUCCUUCGUAAUUUUGCCCCGGUGAUAAAAUCCAACGUGGAGGCACCUCUUCACACGAUCGGUGUCGACGUGUCGCGAGAGGAACGGUACCACAAGUGCCUUUCCUGCUAUGAGAAGCUCACGGCGAUACGGGCGGUUCUGCUGAAGAAACAGUCGACGCCCGGCAAACUCGGCGCCUCGUUCCGCGAACUGGCAGUGCUCAUCAGGAGCCUCGAGUGACCUCGAAAGCGGUGUCGUCUGAGACCCUCGUGAAUUUGACCGCCAGUAUUGUCGUCGAUCGGACGACCAUCGGUUUCCUCUCGACAAUCGGCUUAGCAACGGCGAAACGAGGACCGCGUUGUGCCUGUUAAACGGAACCGAAACAAAACUCCGUUGAGGAGUAGCAACAAGAUUACGGUCCGCCAUCGAGGAAGUGUCCGUGAAAACAUGUUCCUGCUGUUGCUGUCGCCUUCUUCCAUCGUUCUCGAUCGAUUCGCUUGCCGAUCGUCUCCUCCUCGUCAUUGUUCCCCGCAGUCGCGCAUCGAUUCUCAGAGAAAGCGAACAAAAAAAUUGCAAAAGACGUUUGUUAUUUAGUCGGACUAGUCGUGCGAUUUGUCAUUAUUGAUAGAGAAAAAAGAAAGAUAAGAAGCGUCGGCGAAGGCAAAGAAAGGAAGAAAUCUAUAUGAAGAAAAGUGUGCGGAGUUAAAUGACAGGCGGGUGAAAGCGAGGAAGGAUUGUCGCCAAACAUAUCUAAUAUUAUACUGAAACAUCAGGAUUAAACAUCGAUUUUAUCUGUCUUAAAAAACGCGUAGAUCUCUAAAGGAUUUUAGAACUUUUUCUUCUUGAUUUUUUAGAAAUUAAAAUUGUCAAUUAAAUUGUUUUUUGGGGAAAUCUAGAAAUAUAUUCUUGUUAUUAAUGUGAAAUUUUUAAAACAUAAGAGUACAUAUCGCAGUUUUUAAAGAACUAUUUAAAUUGAAUAGAAUGAUUCACGAGAGGAAAGUAUGCAAAUUAAACUCGCUUUUUCUAUUUAAAGUACUCGUAUCUCUACGCGUGUCAAUUAAAGAUUUUUAAUUUUAUAAACAAAACAGUAACGAAAUAAGAAUAAGAAAUGGAUUCGCCAAAUCCCGAUGCAUCAGUAUAUCGAUUUCCGAUUCGCGUGGAAAUUAGCCGGGGAACGUUCCGAGUGAGCGUCGAUUCGUUCGCGCAGCACAAAAUAAAGUCUCGCUGAACGAUGUUUUGCGCCCUUCUUGCCAGAGAUUACACACCUAUUGGAAGUUUCAACUCAAGGUUGAAUCGGCCUCAAGGUCCAAGGAGACGAUGAGCGCGACGACGAUUGAUACGAUUCAGCGAAUAAAACGAAGUGUAACAUAGUGUAUAACACACUUUCCUUAGUGUACGAAAGAAACUGUAUUUUUCCAAGAGGUAUUUGCGUCUGUUUACUAAUAAAACAAGCCUAACGUAAGCGUAGAUACCCCACGGAGACAAAGUCGUAAGAUGUGAUAGGUGGUGAGAUGCGAAAGAGCCUAAACGAGAGCUUGUACGCGCUUGUAAAGGACGGGAAAAGGGUUGGGAAUUGGAACGGGAAAAGCGCCUGUCGACAAACGAUUAGUUUUUUUUAUAUUCACGUUUAAAUUAUUCUUUUUACAAUAGCGCGGGUGGAUCGUGAACUGUAUUUGCGUUUCGACGUUUGCGAUUAUCUAAUAUUUCACAGAACUAAAUAUAAAAAUGUUGUUAAUGAAGCGUCGGUGCGGUGUUGCUAUUAUAUAAGCGCCAUAAAGGUGCUUUUUUUUAAAGAUUUCCGAACAAUUUUUUAUACUCUAUUUUUGUCGCCGAAUGAACGUUUUAAUUCGCACGCGGAAAGUACGACGGAGCGAAGUGAAUACACCCUGGAGACAAUAGACGCAAGAUAUUUGUCUCUUCGUAUUUUACAUUUUCGUGUUUCGCGACAUGAUUAACAGGCAGUGACUGUGCAAAGAGAUCAAACCAGUAUUAAUUUAAGCGUUGCACUGAUUAACGUGUUGUAACGUUAAGGGAAGAGCAAUCUAUAUUUUCAUAUUUCAUGCAACAAAAGUCGGAUCAAGUAUUAUCCGAAACAGUAUUUAUCGCGGAAGUAUUUUUUAUACAGAAUUUAUCAUAUUUUUGCGCAUUUUUUAGCGCCCAGCUGUGGCUCUCGUAUAUAAUUCUGGGUCUUUACUGCCUAACGUACAUGAGAGAAUCCACUUCGCGAAAUAUUUUUGGAAUUCAAAUUGCGACGAGAGGAAUGAAACAUUGCUGCCUUUUAAUCUCGUCGCGAUAACAUUUUCCGUAUAUCACGACUUUUUAUAAUCCGCUCUUGGAAGUUUAUAAUAUUCCUCUGUGUUAUGGUGAUCAUGUUAUGCGAGUUGCAGUAAUAUAGGUGAUCAAUUGGAAAAGAUUGAGAAGGUAACUGCAGCUAGGAACCCUCUUCGCAUUCAUGUUUUUCGUGUUUUUUUUUUUUAUCGUCGUCAGAAUAGUUCAUUUUUUACUGCUGACUUUAUGUGUUUAAUUUAAAAUAUUUAAAUCCGUUAAUUAAGUCACGUCUUCUGUUAAUCGAGUCGAUCGUUCAACUUUCCCUUCCAACGAGAGGCGAUCCUAAUAUCGCAACCAAUGAAGAGGAUUAUUUAUUAUAUAGAUCGCAAUAUUGUGCGCAGCGAGACUCACAUUCACGUUCUCUCGUCCUCGAGGAAAAGAGAACACAUGCGCGUUGUUGUCACGAGAAUGAGACGGCGGAAGCGGUGCCCCAAGAGAUAUAGAUAUUACAACUUUCGACACAUUGCCUCGAAGUAUUAUGUAAUAAAGCGUACAACUCUUUCGUUAAUUUUACGUCUCACGUGUUCUUUCUUUUUUUUUCUUUUUUGUACAGCGCGUCGUCUACCACAUGCCCCCGCAACAAUACUCUUUCGCGUUAGGAAAAAGAAAAAAACAUUUCCAUUAGAAAUCCAUAAAAAAAUUGAUGACCACGUUAAAGAGAAUAAAAUCAUUUCGAUUUGUUCGUGACGCUAGAAUACAUUAGAGAAAUAUAAUGCACAAAAAGCAGAAAUCAAAGGGAACGGACGGAAUUUUCGAGAUGGAGACACAACGAGAAUUAUUUAUAAGAUUUGGUGGGAAAUCCACUAUUUUCCACGGAAGCGGAAAACUUUGACGGCAAGAGCCGUGAAAGGUGAUUUGUUUUCUAUUUUUAUACGGGUAUAAAUUCUCAUUGUAUUCAUCCUCUCGAAUACUUUUGCAUUGUCCUCGGGUUGCGAGAAUCACUUUGCACUUUGCUUAAUGCCAUCUAAUAGCACUCUUAGCACGGAUAGACUUUUCGCGAAUUGCAGUCUGCCAAGCGUCUUUUCGCGGAAUGAGGGCGAGGGAAGAGGAGCUCAAGCCUCCAGCCGGAGGGCCUAAAAAAACGGUCGCCUUCGAAACGGGGGUAAGAAAAUUUACGAGGAUACUCGUCUGUUCCGUCCAACUUAUUUUUGUAAGGGAGAAGGAGAGUGUGAGAAGAAUAAAAAUAUGAGAGAGAAAGAGAGAAUGCAUCCCGUGUGCGUGUGCUCUUCGAAUGCUCCUGUAUAAACUUAUCGUCCUUUAACUUAUCGCUCCGAUCGGCUACGCUCACGCACGUUGCCGAUUUUAGCUUAAGCUUACGCUCAUACGUUGCGUGAUAUCGAUCGUGAUCCACGAUCUCGAGCGUGUAACUUCGCUCCGAGUUGCGCCAACAGUUGUCGUUUGUCACACCCGACGUAUCAAUACAAUCCCGAGCGUGGAACUUGCGUCUCGCAAACUCCGGCCCGCCGUCGAACCAUCUUACAUGUUACUUUUACUAGAUAACAAAUUUUAUUACUGUUUUACCCGAUACACAUUAGUCUACUGCGCGUUAUCGCUGUUUUAUUUUAACAUUCUCGAUUUUUAUUUGCGCCGAUUGUGUUAUUUAAACGGGAAUAUAAUAAUAAAUUGUGUUAUUUAUUCUA